CUGGAAGUGGAAACCCAAUCUCCGACGGAAACCGGUUUGAAGACAUUUCGAUUGCUACCUAAAAAAGAGGUAAAAUCUCUUUUUUUUUUGGGUCAAAAAAGAAGAGAAAAAGUAGUUUUCAGCGAGAGGAAAAAAGGGUUCAAGGCGUUUCUCCGCAAAUGAUGGGACAAAAGUGGGUUCGGUCAGAGGUCUCUCGAGUACCAGACAUUGUUCACUUCCUUCCUUAAAAUCUUCACCCAUUCACUAGAACACUGCACCCACACUUCGUUCCGCGUGUUCAACGGUCUUCAAAACCUUCAUUGGCUUGGAUCUGUUCUUCGACCAGAAACACUAGAAAGGAACAAGCGUGAGAGAGGUGUUUCAUUGUACACAUCACAUUUUGCAGAGACAAGAAUUAAGAUUGAGGAGAAGGAAAAGAGUGCAGGUGCUACAAUGCCUGAGUCUCGAGAAGCAUCAAACUACGAUGAAGCAUCUAUGGAGCAAAGCAUGCUUUUCUCUGAUGGUCUUAAGGACUUGAGGAAUCUGCGAACGCAGUUGUAUUCAGCAGCUGAGUACUUCGAACUAUCUUACACAACCGACGAUAAAAGACAGAUAGUUGUAGAGACACUAAAAGAUUACGCGGUGAAGGCUCUGGUGAAUACAGUUGACCAUCUAGGCUCUAUCACUUAUAAAGUCAACGACUUCAUCGAUGAGAAGGUUGAUGAAGUAGCAGAGACUGAACUAAGAGUAUCUUGCAUCGAACAGAGGCUAAGGAUGUGCCAAGAGUAUAUGGAUCAUGAAGGACGUUCACAGCAAUCACUUGUGAUUGAAACUCCAAAGUUCCAUAAACGAUACAUCUUACCAGCUGGUGAAACUAUAAAGACUACUAAUCUUGAAAAGCUUAAGUACUUUGGAAGCAGCUUAGAGGAUGCAGAUGACUGGAACCAAUUCCGAAACGCUGUGCGUGCUACAAUUCGGGAAACGCCUCCUCCUCCACCACCAGUUAGAAAAUCAAUAUCUCAGACUUCAUCUCCAAGGCAACCACCUCAAAGAUCAGCAACCUUUUCGUUUACGUCAACAAUUCAGAAGAAAGAACAAGAUAAGAGAUCAGUGUCUCCGCAUCGUUUUCCGCUACUAAGAUCAGGAUCAAUGGCUACCAGGAAGUCAGCAUCAAUCAGCAGGCCUACGACACCAAGCAAGAGCAGAUCUAUAACUCCUAUACGGUACCCAUCAGAACCGAGAAGAUCGGCUUCGGUUAGGGUCGGGCUUGAGAAAGAAAACCAGAAAGAAACAGAGCAGCAGCAACCAAGUAAGAGCAAGCGACUGCUUAAGGCUUUGCUUAGUCGACGCAAAACCAAGAAAGAUGACACUCUUUACACUUUCUUGGACGAAUACUGAGGGAGCUUUAUUUGUGGAACUGGUUUACUUAACCGGAUAUUGUCAAUUUUUUUCUAUUUAAUUAAUAAAUAUAUAUUAUAGAGAAAAUAUAUCUAUUUCAAUGUUGUUGCGAAAAUCGAUUUAUGUAAUCCUCACUAUGUUAUAUACGAAUGCAGUUUU
Messenger RNA from Eruca vesicaria subsp. sativa (arugula), 1536 nucleotides. The record is from the annotation of a GenBank genome assembly. Lineage: Eukaryota; Viridiplantae; Streptophyta; Magnoliopsida; Brassicales; Brassicaceae.